AAACACAAACAAACCAACUGCGGAUUGCACCAACUUUCCACAACAACAACGAUGAUGCUGACGAUGAUGGUGGGGAGCAGGCGCUGUUGCUUGCUUGCAUGGCGUACAUGUGGGCGUGCUGCUGGUGGAGCUGUCGCUGGGGCGUGCAGGCACCAAGCAGGUGAGCAGAGAGCGCAGGUGGUGCGCCAUCUACAAACGCAGGCAGCGGCACGGGCCGCGUGGAGAAUACAAGGCAGAAGGAGAGCUGUCUUCAACACGCGCUCACUGACAGUCAGCACAGCGGCAUGGAGGGCGCAAGACGCAUCCACAACAACCGUCAAGACGGCGUCAACGGAGGACCAAUCAGCGCUGGACGGGCCAUCCAAAGUCUCUCAGUUCAAGCGGAUCCUUGAGUUGGCGCAGCACGAGAAGGCGCUGCUGCUAGGGUCGCUCGGCUUGCUUGUGGGAUCAUCCAGCAUCACGCUCGCGCUGCCGAAGCUGAUGGGUGUUGUACUGGACAUUGCGCUUGAUCCAGUCGCCUCUGUCUCCACCAGCACCCUCUCCUUUGGGCUGCUUGGCCUCUUCGGGGCACAGGCCGUCAUGAUGUUGAGUCGGCUGGCCAUGCAGCUGGUCGCUGGCGAGCGCAUCUCAGCCAGGUUGCGCCAGUCUGUCUUUGAGGCGCUGAUGCGACGCCAGACCUCCUUCUUCGACGUCACCCCGACCGGCGAGCUGACCAACAGGCUCAGCGCAGACUGCCUCCUCCUCCAGAAGACCAUCACAUCAAGUCUCUCACAAGGCGUGCGGAGCGGGAUGCUGGCGCUCGGGUCCAUCGGGAUGAUGAUGCACACGUCACCGCAGCUCCUGGGCCUCGCACUCAUCGCCCUUCCUCCACUCGCCGGCACAGCCGUCUACCUUGGGCGGCGCAUGAAGCGGCGGCAGGAGCAGGUGCAGCAGAAGUUGGCAGACUCGACCGCGCUGGCAACAGAGGUGCUCGCAAACAUCAGGGUUGUCCGUGAAUUUGCAUCGGAGAGGCACGAAAUCAGCAGGUACGGUGAGCGCGUGUCCGCCGUGAAGCGAGACGGCAUCAAAGUCGGACUUCUUCAGUCUCUCAUGGACUCAAGCAUCUUCCUCGGUGCGAAUGUGGGCCUCAUCGCGGUGAUGGCGUACGGGUCGCAGCUCGUUACAGAAGGCGCAAUCACCGCUGGCGAUCUCACGUCGUUCCUCAUGUACAGCGUGUAUCUUGGCGUGCAUGCUGGCUCGCUGUCGAAUGUUGGCGCGGACUUCAUGCGGAGCCUGGGUGCAUCGCAGAAGCUGUUUCAACUGCUGGACGCCAGCGUCGAUGACACAUCCACGCUCUCCUCGCAGUUCAAGCCCAUUCGAUUCACGGACCGCAUUCAGUUCAGCAACGUGCACUUUGCGUACCCGUCACGCCCCACCGUCCCUGUUCUGACCGACUUCAACCUCACCAUCCACCGCGGUGAGACAGUUGCACUCGUGGGCGCGAGCGGCAGCGGCAAGUCCACCGUUGCCCGUCUUCUAACGCGCCUGUACCACGUCGACCACGGCGCCAUCACCCUCGAUGGGCAGGACAUUCGCACCAUCGAUGUUGGCGGUCUGCGCGCGUGUGUGGGCGUGGUCCCACAGGAGCCGGCCUUGUUCUCCGCAACGCUUCGCGAAAACAUUGCAUACGGGUGCCCUGAUGCAACGCAGCAGCAGAUUGAAGAUGCGGCAGAACGCGCAAAUGCCCUCGACUUUAUCCACGCCCUGCCCAACGGGUUUGAAACGGAGGUUGGCGAGCGUGGGGUGUCGCUGAGCGGCGGCCAGAAGCAGCGCAUCGCCAUUGCCCGCGCCCUCGUCCGCAACCCGCAGCUGCUCAUCUUGGACGAGGCAACAUCGGCACUGGACGCAACCAGCGAGGCCGGCGUGCACAAGGCGCUCGUCAACGCCACGCGCGGGCGGACGGCGGUGGUGAUUGCGCACCGCCUCUCCACCAUCCUCAACGCAGACACCAUCGCUGUGGUGGACGAGGGAGGGAUUGUUGAGCAGGGCACGUUUACGCAGCUGAUGCAGCGCAAUGGCCAGUUUGCACAGCUCAUUGCACACCAGCACGAGGCGACGACGGAAGGAUUUGCACCGUUCACAGACACUUCAGCAACCAGAUGAACGUCUCGUGUGUGAGUGUGUGGGUGUGAGUGUGGGUGUAUGAGUGAGAGUGUGUGUGAGAGAGAGAGAGAGUGUGUGUGUGUGUGUGGGUGAGUGUGUGAGCGAGUCUGUGUGAACGAGUCUGUGUGUGUGUGUGUGAGUGUGUGCGUGUGCGUGCGUGCGUGUGAGUGCGUUGUCUGGUCGUUGCUGUGUGUCUUAAAUCACACAUGCUGGGCAUUGGGUGUGUUUGUGCAGCUAGGAUAAGGCACUGCUCAUCGACAGUGCAAUGCAUUACACUAAAUGAAGGCUCAGUUUUCACAUGGCUUUUGUAAUGGAAACGGCAACUACAAAUGCA
Molecule: messenger RNA, 2476 nt
Organism: Salpingoeca rosetta
Lineage: Eukaryota; Choanoflagellata; Craspedida; Salpingoecidae
Product: ABC protein
Exons: 9
Coding region: 52-2142 (696 amino acids)
Biological process (GO): transmembrane transport
Cellular component (GO): membrane
Molecular function (GO): ATP binding; ATP hydrolysis activity; ABC-type oligopeptide transporter activity
Source: RefSeq, a predicted model, not a curated record